Aspergillus affinis is the source of this 654-nucleotide messenger RNA. Its product is annotated as DnaJ-domain-containing protein. Bases 1 to 654 code for a protein of 217 amino acids. Gene Ontology annotation, biological process: protein histidyl modification to diphthamide. The record is from RefSeq and is a predicted model, not a curated record. Gene Ontology annotation, molecular function: metal ion binding. The transcript has a single exon. Lineage: Eukaryota; Fungi; Ascomycota; Eurotiomycetes; Eurotiales; Aspergillaceae.
AUGACCAAAUCGCACACACUCACUCACGAUCACUAUGAGAUCCUCUCCCUCCCAUUCUCAACCUCGACGACGACGACGACGACAUCUCUAUCCAAACAACAACUCAAAACCGCAUACCACAAAGCCCUCCUAAAACACCACCCGGACAAAGCGUCCUCAGUGACGAAAGAUACAGACCUGCAGACGCAGUCGCAGUCGCAAUCAUACUCCCAACCCAAAACAAACCUACUUACCUCUCUCGCGACUCCAACCGUGCCCGAAAGCGCCUAUACAAUCGACCAAAUCACACUCGCCUACCGAACGCUCUCGGAUCCGCAACUCCGCGCAGAAUACGAUCGCGAACUACGCCUGGAUCGCGAGAAGGCCGCACGACGAGAGAAGACGGGGACGGUGUUCCAUACGGGCCUGGAGGUUGUGGAUUUAGAGGAUUUGGCAUGCGAUGAGGGGGACGAUGAGACGGGCCAGGCGACUUGGUAUCGGGGGUGUCGGUGUGGUGAUGAGAAGGGGUUUUUGGUCACAGAAGAUGAGCUGGAGAGGGAGGUUGAGCAUGGGGAGAUUGUGGUUGGGUGUCGGGGGUGUAGUUUAUGGAUGAAGGUGUUGUUUGCGGUGAAUGAGGAUGGAGAUGAUAUUGGGGAUGGGGGGCUCAAGACUUGA